GCGCUACUAGUACUAGUACAAGCCUAUGGAGCCGAGACCUCCAUAGCUAUACGUUCGCUCGCACAGUGCACGCAUUUACGCGCGCGCCCCGCAUGCAAGCUGUCCCCAACAACCUCCAGGUUGGCAUCCUCCUCCUCUCCUCUCCCCCCUCGCCGCGACACCACCCCCCUAUAUAUACGCUCACGGCUCACUCCUCCCCACAAACACACAACCACCGCCGUGCGCGCGCAGCUCGAGCUCCUCUCAUCGCCUCGAUCACCGCGCCGAUCAAUAACCAUCGGCGUCGACUUUUUACAAUAUUACUUUUACCACCAUGGGCGCGUGCAACUCGUGCGAGGCGACGGCGGUGGCGGCGGUGACGGGGGCUUCAACCGUGGGCGAGGCGACCGCGGCGAGGGUCGUGCUCGCGGACGGCGAGCUGCAGCGGUUCCCGGGGGGCACCCGGGCGUCGCAGGCGAUGAAGGCGGCCGCCGCCGCUGCCGCGGGCGGCGCGGGCGCGUGCUUCCUGUGCAGCGCCGACGGGCUGGAGCUGGGCGGCGCCGUGGCCGCGGUGGCGCCCGACGAGGAGCUGCAGCCCGGGCAGCUAUACUUCGUGCUGCCCGCGGCGAUGCGGCGGCGGGCGUUGCAGGCGGAGGAGAUGGCCACGCUCGCCAUCCGCGCCAGCGCCGCGCUGGCCGGCGACCACGACGGCCCGCUCGUGUUCCCCGACUCGGCCCCCGCGGCGAGGAGCGGCGUGAAGGGUGGCUCCCGCCGGCGGUCGCGGAGGGCCCCCAGCCUCGGCCGCGACUUCGUGCCGGACCUCGGCGCCAUUGCCGAGUAGCAGCUGCUCGCCGUCCGGUCCGGCCGGCGAGGAGAAAUAACCCGAGUGUAGUGUUACGUGUAAACUAAUCCGCCGGAGGGAGAUUUGAUUUGACUAAUGCUAAUCUAGUGUAGUUGGGGCAAGGCUGAACUCUGCUUAAUUAGCUGGCUCGCUGCAGCUACUGCUGCACGUUCCAGUGCACCCACAUGUACAACAAGAAAGACGCGUAGGCACAUUGCAUUGCGUACUACUCCAUUAUUUUGACCUGAUGAUCCAA
Hordeum vulgare subsp. vulgare (domesticated barley) is the source of this 1076-nucleotide messenger RNA. RefSeq lists its product as uncharacterized. Bases 314 to 820 code for a protein of 168 amino acids. The record is from RefSeq and is a predicted model, not a curated record. The transcript has a single exon. NCBI's taxonomy places the organism in Eukaryota, Viridiplantae, Streptophyta, Magnoliopsida, Poales, Poaceae.